This is a messenger RNA of Cinclus cinclus, 1601 nucleotides long. RefSeq names its product SLAM family member 6 (gene SLAMF6). Gene Ontology annotation, cellular component: external side of plasma membrane. Gene Ontology annotation, biological process: T cell activation. Bases 24 to 1205 code for a protein of 393 amino acids. NCBI's taxonomy places the organism in Eukaryota, Metazoa, Chordata, Aves, Passeriformes, Cinclidae. The record is from RefSeq and is a predicted model, not a curated record. The transcript has 9 exons.
UCUUCCCUUUGCUCCGCCUGCCCAUGGACAAAUUUUGGACCUCGCUUCUUGCUCUGUGCAUGCUCCUCCACCACACCAUGAGCAACACCAUGGAGCUGAUCAGGGUCGUGGGUGAGUCCGCGACCUUCCUCAUCCACGACACGAGAGGCGGAGAGGCAGCAGUGUGGAGUUUUGGGAGCAAUCCCAUAGUGACUGUGUCAUUUAAAGAUCCUUCUCAACUCAUAUUUUUAAAAGACAAAUUCAGAACGCGUUUCACCAUCUCCGAGAUGGGCCGUGCACUCAGCAUCUCCAAGCUGAGGCUGAAGGAUUCAGGGACCUACUCUGUAAAUAUUAACGGAAAAAUAUCCACCUUCACCCUCCGUGUGUACAGUGAGCUGGCAGAGCCCACGGUGACCUGCGAGGCCCAGAACUGCUCAGGUGAGAGCUGCUCCAUCUCCCUGAGCUGCUCCACGUCCGGCACUGGGCUCGGGAACGUCUCCUACACCUGGAGGGUGGGAAAUCAUUCUAAGACAUGGGAAGAGAGCUCCGUGGUGCUGCAGGUGAAUAAAUCCUCCUCCUCGGAGCCGUUGACGUGCACGGCACAGAACCUUGUGAGCAACAGGAGCGUCACCGUCACCACCAGCAGCGUGGUCUGCUCAGAAAUCUCCACGCGCCCUCCCGACCUCGGCGCCCACUCCAGCAGCAGUGGCAGAAUCUGGAUCAUGGCUGGGCUUGGAGUGGCGCUUUUACUUGGUCCCCUCCUGCUCUUGUGGAAAUCCACAGGCUGGAGGAAACUCCUUUGCACCAAAUCCACGCCUACGGAUCCAGUGUCUGCAUCCAACACUGUGUACGCUGAGGUGAGCUCUUCCCAGCAGCACGCCUCUAACGGAAUUAAACCCAAACUGGGGGAUGGGGAACCCUCCACAACCAUUUAUUCCCUAGUCAAGCGUCCAGACCAGCUCCUGGAACAAAAUCUGACUCCCAGACAGACUGAGGAAGACUCUCAAAUGUUUAUUUUUCCAAUGGAAUCCUGGAAUUCCCGAAGUUGGAAAAGCCCUCCAGGACUCGGACUAACACUGGUCCCCCUGACCAAAGGUUUCCCCGGACACCUCCAGGGACAGGCAGUUCCAAACUGUUCCCUUUUUGUACGGAAAAUUGUAAGGAAAAUUUUCUUUUUAGUGUGGAGCAUUCAUUUUUUCUUCGUCUGUAAAACAGCUUACCUAUAAAUAAUGCCUUCAUGAAGUCUAUUUUUUUUUUUUAUCUGCUCUUUCCUCUGUGUUUUUUAUCUCACAAAACUUCAAUUUCUCGGCUGAAAAUAACCCCAGGAAGUUGAAUUGAGAACUUUGCACUUCCGUGUGGUUUCAUCACCUGCGCCCCCUUCCCCUCACCACCUCCGAGACCUGUCAGAUGUUCUGUACCCUCCAAAAAAUAAAAUAAAAUUAAAAUAAAAUAAAGUAAAAUAAAAUAAAAUAAAAUAAAAUAAACAAAAAAUCAGCCCCACCAAAUCCCUGCAGGGUCAGGAUUUCAGGAUCUGGGAUUUUGGGAUUUUGGGAUAGCUCGGAAAGAAAACAACACGUGGAGAGAGACUUUGAUGUGUUUGGAGAUGGGGUUUUGAUUUUGGG